UCCAAGCUCCCAUUCCAUUCCAUUCCGCAUUCAGAUCCGUCCCUCCCUCUUCUCUUCUCUCCUCUUCUACCUACAGGCUACAGGCUCCAGCCUACAGCCGCCGCAGCUGCAGGGCUCUCGUGGUAAGCUUGGUUGGUUGAAGAUGCUGGCCAUCUUCCAGAAACAGGUGGCGCACGCGCCGCAGGAGCUCAACAGCCCCCGGAGCGGCGGCGAGUGCAAGCCCAGGAACCCCGACGAGAUCCUCAGGGACUUCCACGCCACGCACCCCGCCAACGCCUUCUCCACCUCCUUCGGGGGCGGGGCCGCGCUCGCCUGCGUCGGCGGCUCCUGCCCCGCCUCCGGCGGCUACCAGCGGAUGUUCUGCGGCCUCGACGACAUCUACUGCGUCUUCCUCGGCAGGCUCGACAACCUCAGUGGCCUCAUCCGCCAGUACGGCCUCUGCAACAAGUCCACCAACGAGGCGCUCCUCGUCAUCGAGGCGUACCGCACCCUCCGCGACCGCGGGCCCUACCCCGCCGACCAGGUCGUCAAGGACCUCGCCGGAUCCUUCGCGUUCGUCGUCUUCGACAACAAGUCCGGCGCCGUCUUCGCAGCCCUGAGCACCGACGGCGGCGUGCCGCUCUACUGGGGCAUCGCGGCGGACGGCUCCGUCGUGAUCUGCGAGGACCGGGACAUCGUCAAGCGCGGCUGCGGCAAGUCGUACGCGCCCUUCCCCGUGGGGUGCAUGUUCCACAGCGAGGGCGGCCUCAAGAGCUUCGAGCACCCCAUGAACCGGCUCAAGGCCAUGCCCCGGGUCGACAGCGAGGGCGUCAUGUGCGGCGCCACCUUCAAGGUCGAUACCUUCACCAAGAUUAACUCCAUGCCACGCGUCGGAAGCGCCACCAACUGGGCCGCCUGGGACGAAGGCAUGGGCAUCUAGAUCAUAUUCGGAGACACUGCUCUUCUGCUCACCAGCCAUGUCAUGUCCCCCUUUCUUAAUCCCAAAUCAGCAGACUAAUCAGAGGCUAGUGCUUCCGUUGGAAGGCCUGGGUCUCUCAUGGCCUCUUUGUUUUAGCUAUAUCUUCCUCUUCCGUCUUCCUCCUCUUGGCAUUGUACAUUUCCCUGUGCUUGUGCUUCUGGACUUGGCUGUUGAGCAUGAUCAAUAAUAAGAGUUUGCUUCAAAUUUGCUCA
This is a messenger RNA of Setaria italica (foxtail millet), 1170 nucleotides long. Its product is annotated as stem-specific protein TSJT1. The record is from RefSeq and is a predicted model, not a curated record. NCBI's taxonomy places the organism in Eukaryota, Viridiplantae, Streptophyta, Magnoliopsida, Poales, Poaceae. Bases 143 to 919 code for a protein of 258 amino acids. The transcript has 2 exons.